Molecule: messenger RNA, 3688 nt
Organism: Epinephelus moara (kelp grouper)
Lineage: Eukaryota; Metazoa; Chordata; Actinopteri; Perciformes; Serranidae
Gene: stau2
Product: staufen double-stranded RNA binding protein 2
Exons: 16
Coding region: 115-2124 (669 amino acids)
Source: RefSeq, a predicted model, not a curated record
CGCGGGGGUGGCCGAUUCAUUCAAGAGACACCUCAAACUGUUAUGAUGUUCUCUUUAGUGUUUGCCAAUGUCGGAGGUGUAACUGGGGUCUGGCCCUGGACAAAGGAAUAGAGCAUGGCUCAAGUGAAAGUACAGACCUCAGCACCCCUGGCUGGUCCUGGCCUCUCCCCCGGAGUUCCCCCGACGGCCAUGGCCAGCCCUGGAUCCCUGGGUCUGCAGCCCUCCGUCAACGGCACAGGCCCGGCCCCCACACCCGCCUGCCCUGCUCCUGCAGUCGGAUAUGGGGACGCCCCUGUGUCUGCUACAUCGCCAGGCCCGCCCCAGGAGAACAUGGCAAACCCUAAAGAGAAAACUCCAAUGUGUUUGGUGAAUGAGUUAGCCCGUUUCAAUAGGAUCCAACCACAGUACAAGCUCCUCAAUGAGAGAGGCCCUGCACAUGCUAAGAUCUUCACAGUGCAGCUGACUCUUGGGGAGCAGGUGUGGGAGGCCGAGGGCACCAGCAUUAAAAAGGCCCAGCACUCCACAGCUGCCAAAGCGCUGGACGAGAGUGUCCUUCCCAGGCCAGCGCCCCGCUCCCCUAAAGUGGACAUCAACAGCAACCCAGGCAGUAUAACACCUACUGUGGAGCUGAAUGGUCUGGCCAUGAAGAGAGGGGAGCCAGCUAUUUACAGGCCUUUGGAUCCCAAGCCCAUGCCCAACUACAGAGCUAACUACAACUUCAGAGGGAUGUUCAACCAAAGGUACCAUUAUCCCGUUCCUAAGAUCUUCUAUGUGCAGCUGUCUGUGGGGAGCCAUGAGUUUAUUGGCGAGGGACGCACCCGCCAAGCAGCCAGACACAACGCUGCCAUGAAGGCCCUGCAAGCCCUGCGCAAUGAACCCAUCCCCGAACGGCCACCACAGAGCCCAGAGGAAAAAAGCGAGACUGAGGAAGGCACUGAUGCCAGCAAAUCGGAGAUCAGCCUGGUCUAUGAAAUUGCCCUGAAGAGGAACUUAUCUGUCAACUUCGAGGUGUUGAAGGAGAGCGGCCCCCCGCACAUGAAAAGCUUCCUGACCCGUGUCAGCGUGGGGGAGUUCUCCGCCGAGGGCGAGGGCAACAGCAAGAAGCUAUCCAAGAAGCGUGCUGCUCUGUCCAUCCUGCAGGACCUGAAGAAGCUGCCCUUCAUCCCCGUUGUGGAGAAACCCAAGACGCACUACAAGAAACGUACCAAGACCAUCCUCAAGACGGGACCAGACUAUGGCCAGGGCAUGAACCCCAUCAGCCGUCUGGCCCAGAUCCAGCAGGCCAAGAAGGAGAAGGAGCCGGAGUACCUGCUGCUCUCUGAAAGGGGGAUGCCCCGACGCCGGGAGUUCAUCAUGCAGGUGAAGGUGAACAGCGAGGUCGCCACAGGAACAGGACCCAACAAGAAGGUGGCCAAGCGGAAUGCAGCCGAGGCAAUGCUCCUGCAGCUGGGAUACAAGGCCUCCACAGUCCCUCAGAACCCCACCGAGAUGGACAACAAAGGCUGGAAUGGACAAAAGGCGUCAUUUACCGAAGCAACGAGUAACACCCAGAAGGGUCUGCUCCACCUCAGCCCCGACGUCUACCAGGAGAUGGAGGCCAGCAGGAAGCAAGUGGGCAGUGCUCCGGGCCCCGGCAGCAACAGCAGCGGCUCCGUCAACUACAUGACAUCCAAAGACAUGGGGCCCUGCUCUGCUCCGCUGCCCCCAGGACAUCCUCCGUACUACAGUGGCUCAGGCUCCUCACCCAGCCCAACCGCCACCAUGGCCAGGGAGCUGCUGCUCAACGGUCAGUCACCCACAGCCGACGCCUCUCUAGCCAUGAAGGGGAAGAACUCGGCCCUGCCCUGCGGCGUCUCGGUGCAGCCUGCACAGCAGCUGGACUACCUGGCUCGCAUCCAGGGCUUCCAGGUGCAGUACAGUGAUGCGCAGAGCGGUAAGGAUUUUGUGACCUAUCUGACCCUCUCCCCUGUGCAAAUGACUUUCCACGGCACCGGGAGCACCCUCCAAGCCAGCCAUGACCAGGCUGCUCUAAGUGCCUUGAAACAGCUGUCGGAGCAGGGACUGGACCCGGUGGAUGGCCCCAUCAAGACCAGUGAACCAUGUGGGAGGGAGGACGGACAUUAAACAGACUAACUCAGGCACCACCACUCAGGUCUGCAAGGAUUCAAAGGCUGUCGUCUAGGAGCUGACAACCCCGAACCCCCUCCUUCGGCAUACACAGACCUGACAAACCCCUUCCUUCCUUCCUCCCUCCCUCCUCACCUCGAUGUCCCAUAACCCUAACCCAAAGUGUCCCCACUUAUCCACAACCCCCCCCUACCCUCUCUACCCACCCCGACCCCACGAUUGCCACUGUAUCCUGCAAAACCUGUCAACAUGCAAUAGGGUGGAUGUGCACCGAGAAAUGACCGACUAAAACACCAUUACCUGAGUCUAUGUGAAGACAACGCUAUGUUAACACGUUUAUUGAUGAUUUCAAAAUUUAGAGGACAAAAAAUAAUAAUAAAAGAAACACAAACUAAUGAGAGAAAUGCAUGGUACUGUAUGAAAUCAAGGGAAAUCCAAAGUGAUACACUGCAUAGACAAUUUUCCCUUUGGAUAAAUGUCUGUUGGUAUGGUUAAAACAAAUAUGUACAUCAUGCCAUUGAAACACAAAAGAAACAUUUUAGGGGAGAAACCAACUUGCGUACAGUAGCUUAUUUUCGGGGGUAUUAUGUUUCCGUUUUUUUUUGUUGUUGUUUUGUUUUGUUUUUGUUUUUGUUUUUUUAUUUUGUUUUUUUUUAUUAUUAUUAUUUUAUUUUAUUAAUCUAACAAUGCUUGAGUACUGUAUUUAAAAUUAACCAAUGCCAGUGCUGUGAAAGUUGUAGUUGUUGUCUUCAUAUAUAGUCACCCAGCUUACCUUGUAUGCUGACAUAAAAAAAAAAAAAGAGUUCAUCUAUCUAUAUGGAUGUGUAUGACUUGCAAGAGUAUCAUAUUCCGAAAAAUAACACAGAAAAGUUUUUUUUUCAUGUGGACAAAAAGGACAAAACUGGUGUUAGCAGUAAUCAGUAGAAGUGUUGACCACCCAGGAGGGAAGGUUGGACUAACCUUUACUUCCUGAAGGGUCUAACUUUCCCCGUUUAACAUGACCCCACACUGGCAUAGCAUCACUGGAGCAUCACCUGACCAACAGCGGAGGCAAGAAAGGGGGCCACCACAGUUGUACUUUUUAAUCUAGAAAAAGAGGCCAGUGGCUAGUAUUCUGCACACUUUCUCUAAUGCCAGUAAAUGUUCAACUCCAGAGAGUUUUGUACCGGCGUGACUGCAUGUCCUCCAGUGAAUGAAAAUGUCCUCUCCAUUCCAGUGAUUUUGUGUCAGUGGAUCGUCCCCCCUCCCCCCUGCCCCCACCCCCCCCACCCCACAGUUUUGUCGAUCACAUCUACACCCAUUGUGUGUGUUGUAUUGACCCGCCAAGGCAUCAACUGGGUGCUUUUAAUGCCUGCAUUCUGUCUGGAGUGCAGCUUUUGAGCGGAGAGAGCCUGCAGCCGCUGAUUCCGCAGACUCCCUCCACUAAAGGCCACUUUGAGUCACUUUGUUCACUGACAUUGAGGACGUGUCUUCUUCUUCGCUGUGAGUACAAUGUGUAAUAAGGCUGUUUCUGUUACUGAAAUGCAGUAAAAACACCUCAGUUCAUGUGGAAAAAAAAAAA